CAAGUGUCACAGUGUAAUGGGUCUGGUAGGAUAAUCAGAGGGACCAACCUUUCCUUGGUACAGGAAAGGGCAUCCAAGUCAGAACAGGGUGGUGGGGACCGGUCAACGAGGGCUGCCUGGAGGAGUUGACAUCUGAGCUGAGUCCCAGAUGAGAAGCAGGAGUUGAGCAGAUAAAUAAAAGCAGUGGGGCCAGGCACGGUGGCUCAUGCCUGUAAUCCCAGCACUUUGGGAGACCGAGGCAGGCAGAUCACGAGUUCAAGAGAUCGAAACGAUCCUGGCCAUGGUGAAACCCCGUCUCUCCUCAAAAUACAAAAAUAUUAGCUGGGCGUGGUGGCGGGCAUCUGUAGUCCCAGCUACUCAGGAGGCUGAGGCAGGAGAAUCUCUUGAACCUGGGAGGCGGAGGUUGCAGUGAGCUGAGAUCGCACCACUGCAUUCCAGCCUGGGCAACAGAGUGAGACUCCAUCCCCCACCAAAAAAAAAAAAAAAAGUGGUGGGGGUGUUCCAGACAAAGGGAGCAGCACAUGGAGGGUGGAGAGAGGCGAGAUGGCAGCGUGUGAGCGUGGCUGGACUGUGGAUGCAGGUGCACUCAUCUCCCACUAAGGAGUCCCGCCUAAGCAUCCUAGAAAUCCGGGGCCAGAAGGACCUUAAUCAUCAACAAAUCCAACCUCCUCCUUUUCCAAAUGAAGCCCAGAGAGGGGAAGCCAUUUUUCCAAGGUCACAUAGAAAGCUAAUGAUGGAGAAUAGACUCAAACUCACUGCACUGCCUGAGUUUUGGAUUUUCUUUUUUUCCUUCCAUUCCUUCCCUCUGCCCUUCCCUCCCACUGUCCUCCAAUUCAUAUUUCUCACGUGCCUACUUUGCACCAGCCCAGUACCCUGACCUCCUUGCCCUAGAACCUUAGGCUUCCAGAGCCUAGGUCAUCACCACCUCUUCCUAUCAAACCUCCUCCCCACACCCCGUUCCUGCCUGACCUUUCCUACUCGUUAAAAAUCCAGAUGCCUAGGUUGCUUCCCAUACCAACAAGAUCAGAAUGUCUGGGGGCGGGGGCCAGGUGUCAGUAUUUUUUAAAGAUCCCUGGAUGAUUCCAUUUGUAGCAAAGUUUGAGAACCACUGUUUUAGCCUUGAUGAAGGGCCCCUCCACCUCCUGUCCCUUGGCCUCUGGGUUGCAGAUGACCUGGUGAUUUUUCUUUUUCUUCCAGAUGUACUUCUGGACUCACGGGCCUGGGCCCCACCCAGCACAGAUCUCUGCUGAGCAAUCUUGUCUCCGCUCUGUUCCUGCCCUUUGCCCAGCCCUGGGCCUCCAAUCUGCAUUGAUUACCUGGUCUGACCUCUCUCACCAUCACUAGGUACUUAAUAAAUAUUUGCUGUUGAUGAUAGCAAUGACCUUGAGACUGAUGAACAGUCUGGCCAAGAGGAUCCUUGAUGUGGAAGAUAGAAAAAGCCUUUGGGGUCAGGCAGACUUGGAUUCUAAUACCAGCCAGUUCUGCUUGCUGUGUCUGAGCCUCGGUUUACUCAUCUGUGAAGAGGAGGUAGCAAGAAUGAAAAUGCCUGCCUUGUGGUUUGUUGUAAGGACAGACAGUGCCAACAUAGAGGGCCCAGCAGCUCACAGACCAGUUGCUCUGAGAGCAGACCACUCUUGCCCUGAUGGUAGGGAACUAUUUUUGUGCGUGGCAAGUGGGACCUUAGGAAGGAGGGCAACUGUGAGGCUUCUGAGAAGGACCCUACACAAGGGAGUUUCCUCCCAGGGCAGGUGAAUGGAGAGGGUGGCAGAAGCCUACGGGAAGGGGUCACAGGGAUCAGCUAGAGAGUGCCACCACCCUUCCUGGGGAAUGCAGGGCAAGGUCCCUGGUGGGAGUUUUCCUGGGAAGCCAAAGAAGCACCCAACGAAGACAGAAUCAACAUUUGGGUACCUUCAGUACCCAGAGGCAGCAAUGCCAACUACAACCACACUGGAAGAAGAAGACCUUCUCCGCAUAGAUUCUCUGAUCUCUUCCUCCUUCAUGGCACCAGCCCUGGGGAACCAGCAUGGUGGGGAAAUAAUGAAGCUGGAAUACAACCACUUACAGACUUCACAACCUCCUCCUGUAGAUACCAAAGGGAUUUUAGGAUCACAUUUUAUUUCUCACCUGAGCAAGAAAAGCUACAGGAGCAUCUCAAGCAGAGGGCAGGAGUCUCCAGAGGAGUUCAAGGGGCUCUGGCAAGAAAAAUCAAGGGGCUGUGUUCAAGAACUGGCUCCCUUGGCGAUUGUAUUACGAAGCCCAUGUGUGCUGGAUGCUGAUGAAAUUGCUGCCAAAUGCCUGUGCAGCCUUGGCAAGGCCCUUUAUUUCUCUGGGUCUCCGUUUCUCUCUCUCUUUUUUUUUUUUUUUUGAGGCAGAGUCUCACUCUGUCGCCCAGGCUGGAGGGCAGUGGCGUGAUCUCGGCUCACUGCAAGCCCCACCCUCUGAGUUCACGCCAUUCUACUGCCUCAGCCUCCCAAGUAGCUGGGACUACAGGUGCCCACCACCACGCCCGGCUUAUUUUUUGUAUUUUUAGUAGAGACGGGGUUUCACUGCGUUAGCCAAGAUGGUCUCGAUCUCCUGACCUCGUGAUUCACCCGCCUCAGCCUCCCAAAGUGCUGGGAUUACAGGCAUGAGCCACUGCGCCCGGCCUGGGUCUCCGUUUCUCUAGCUGUGAAAUGACUAUUCUAAAAGAGCCCUGCCGGACUUUGGCAGUCUGUAAGAAGACCUGAGUUCUCUCAGUUCCAAGCAGGAAAAUUGAACAUACCCUGAGCCCAGAGCCUGCAACAAACUCUGAGCAGCCUCAGGAAGUCAGGCAGUGAAGUCCAAAAAAUGAUCUCUUCUGUAUACGGAGAAAAUAAAAGUUUAAAAAUUUGUAGUUUGAA
Molecule: messenger RNA, 2879 nt
Organism: Gorilla gorilla gorilla (western lowland gorilla)
Lineage: Eukaryota; Metazoa; Chordata; Mammalia; Primates; Hominidae
Exons: 1
Coding region: 1753-2367 (204 amino acids)
Source: RefSeq, a predicted model, not a curated record